Messenger RNA from Nycticebus coucang (slow loris), 359 nucleotides. RefSeq names its product S100 calcium binding protein A8 (gene S100A8). Lineage: Eukaryota; Metazoa; Chordata; Mammalia; Primates; Lorisidae. The record is from RefSeq and is a predicted model, not a curated record. Gene Ontology annotation, cellular component: cytoplasm. Gene Ontology annotation, molecular function: calcium ion binding. The transcript has 2 exons. Bases 23 to 292 code for a protein of 89 amino acids. Gene Ontology annotation, biological process: leukocyte migration involved in inflammatory response; neutrophil aggregation; neutrophil chemotaxis.
GUGGGGCAAUACCUUGGGCAUCAUGCCGACCGAUCUGGAGUGUGCCUUAAACUCAAUCAUUGAUGUAUACCACACAUACUCCCUGCGGAGGGGGAAUUAUCAUGCCAUCUACGGGGAAGACCUGAAGAGUUUGCUGGAAACUGAGUGUCCUCAGUACAUGAAGAAAAAGGAUGCAAAUACCUUGUUCAAAGAGUUGGAUAUCAACAGCGAUGGUGCAAUCAACUUCCAGGAAUUCCUGGUCCUGAUGGUAAAGGUGGGCGUGGCAGCCCAUGAAGACAGCCACAAAGAGUAGCAGAGCAGGCGGGCCGGGCUGGGCCUGGGACGUGUGUCUGCAGAAUAAUAAAGUGACUGAUACCUCA